AUGUCAUCCUCUGACACCAUGGACGAUAACUCACCUGGCCAAGACAAUGCGCACAGCAUCUUUACACGCCAUGCGGCGGACCUGCAGAAGUCUGCCCAGGCUGUAACGAAGCGGAUCUCCGAAGAUCCAAGGGUGAACCUGGAUUGGUCGUUAUCCGCCCAGGUUUUCCCCGAGUCCGUCAUCAUCAUGGCCGCUUGCUCCGUGGCAGGCUCUGAUCCACAGCUGGGUGUUGUCCCUCUCUCGAUACCGAUACCAGGAUCGACUGAGACUCCCUCCGCUAUGAGUGCCUUGCUCGAUAGCUGUAGCCAGCAAGGGCGGAAAGCUUUUUCGAAAGCAAGCAGCGAGAUGACCAGACUGAACUUGCGAGCAUCCUCCGCACUUGGUCCGAAUGGAAUGAUUACUCGGAUUAUGCAUCUCGUCAAGAGCUCCAAAGCCACCACACACGCCCUGAGAGACGAGAUACUUGCACUUAGGGCUAUGUCCGUGGAAUCCUUGCAGAGUAUUCGCGACAUCAGUACCUCUUUUGCCAAUUGGUCCGAGUUCAUUAACCAAAUCAGUUUUCAUUUCGACCAGUAUUUACUCGUCACAAGGUCCGGUCAAGAAUCGCCGGUGGAUCUGGAGUGGGCCAGGGCCGAAGUCGAGCGCACAAGAAACGAUCUCCUCCAAAAGGAGCACGCCCAGAACGAGGCCGGAAAAGUACAUGCCCGGGCGCUGGCCGCUGAUGCCGACAAGCGCUCUCCAAGCAGGAGAUCCUCAGUUAACUGCCUCGCUUAUCUCUGGAAUGGUGACCGAAAGGAAGAAGACGAUAUUGACGCUCGGGUCAAUAAACACGUGAAAGAAGUCCUUCAAAUCCUGGAGCAAUCCACGCAGCAACAGAAGCAGCAAAAGGAAGACGCCCAACUCAGAAUCGAGAUGAGCAGUAAGCACCUGGGUGAAGCUGAUAAGAGAGUAGAGGCAGCGCGGCAUGAGCAUGAGAAAGCCUGCCAGCGCUUGUCAUCCCUCCAACCAUCCAGGUGGCAAAGAAAAACUUGCAUUUGUUGGCAGAGAAGAACCUCAACCUGGUAUCAAGAAAUCGACCGGAUUCUACGAACGUCGGCAGUUGAGCUGCAAAAACUGAGCGUUCAGGUAGCGAGUUUCGAGAUGUGGUUUGAACAGCUAUCGAUUCUCAUAGACAAUAUUGUCAAUGCGCAUUUCGGUAGCGUUAGCCGCACGCUGCGCAUACAUUCUCCUGUGGCGCUCGAUGUUGACGCAGAUGAGGGCAGGCGAUUGAGCAGAGAGGAUAAGGAGCAAUCGCGCAACCAGCACCUCCUGCACCACCUCUUUCAGAUCCAAGGUUAUCUCUCGGCAAUCGAGGAAAUUUCUCGUCUGUACUCGACAAUCUCAGAGAAAUAUAUCCAACCUGGCAUAGAUCACCUGGAUUGCCUUGACCGCUCGGAUCUUGCUAUAUACCAGCUCAACCGCAAGAGACUGAGCGAGUGGCACCAAGUAGCCAGUCAUGAGAUUCAUCAGCUGAUGAUCGAGGUAAAAAAGUUGUCAUUCCCUUGA
Messenger RNA from Aspergillus fumigatus Af293, 1545 nucleotides. RefSeq lists its product as uncharacterized. Lineage: Eukaryota; Fungi; Ascomycota; Eurotiomycetes; Eurotiales; Aspergillaceae. The transcript has 6 exons. The record is from RefSeq and is a predicted model, not a curated record. Bases 1 to 1545 code for a protein of 514 amino acids.